This is a messenger RNA of Penicillium brevicompactum, 2049 nucleotides long. RefSeq lists its product as uncharacterized. Gene Ontology annotation, molecular function: acetoacetate-CoA ligase activity. The transcript has 3 exons. Lineage: Eukaryota; Fungi; Ascomycota; Eurotiomycetes; Eurotiales; Aspergillaceae. The record is from RefSeq and is a predicted model, not a curated record. The coding region runs from base 1 to 2049 and encodes 682 amino acids. Gene Ontology annotation, biological process: lipid metabolic process. Gene Ontology annotation, cellular component: cytosol.
AUGUCAAAAGCCCCUCAGAGCAUGGUCCUGGAGCCCAAGCCCAUCUGGAAGCCAUGCACGCCGCCGCACCAAAUUCCCAUCAAUAUAUAUCGGGAUCAUAUCAAUCAGAAAUUCAAUGAGCAACUCAAAUCUUCCCAAGAGUUGCACCAAUGGUCUGUAUCCAAUCUUCAGGAUUUCUGGAUAGACUUGCAUGCAUACACACAGAUCAUCCCGGCUUUACCUCCGACCAUAACAUCCGCAUUUGAUGCCAAAGCCCCAAUAGAGACCGUGCCUGAGUUCUUCCGCGGGGCCACAGUCAAUUAUGCCGAGAAUGUGCUUUCCGGGCGCGAUUUAGACAAAGUUGCGUUGGUUGGAAUCCGUGAAGGUCAAGAUCUUGGCGGGGAGGUAUGGACAUGGGGGUUGUUAAGAGAGAAUGUGAGGAAGGCUCGAAGUGGACUUCGGCAAAUGGGUGUCAAAGAGGGCGACCGAGUUUCCGCCAUUAUUUCCACGAGUGUUUGGUCAGUCGCCUUGUUUUUGGCCACUGCGAGUAUUGGUGCCAUUUGGACAAGUAUUGCUCCAGAUCUAGGAGAAGAGGGUUGCAUAUCAAGACUACAACAAGUUGCCCCUAGCAUCCUGUUCGCUGAUCAGGAGUCGACUUAUAAAGGCCAUUUCCGGUCCAACGUCACCAAGAUACAAAAAGUCGUCAACGCUUUGCGCUCGAAACCACGGGUGUUCCUGAUCCCCAUCGCAGGUAACCCUACCAAUGUCCCAGUGCCCGCAUUUUACACCCUCAGUCAGUUCUUGUCCGCUUCAAAGGACGAUGAAUUGGCAUUUAAGAGGCUGCCUUUCUCUCAACCGCUCUACAUCUUAUAUACCAGCGGUACAACAGGCCAACCGAAAUGUCUGGUCCACAGUCACAGUGUGAUUCUACAGCACAAGAAAACUUCGGUAUUGCACAACUCACUGACGCCUAAUGAUGUUGUAUUUCAGUACAGCAGCACUUCAUGGGUUUUAUGGAACAUCAUGAUCGGUCACCUCUCUGUCGGCCCGACUCUGAUUCUUUACGACGGAUCUCCCUUAUGGCCAACUGCAAAAGGAUUAGCCAAGAUUGCUGAAUACCACAAGGUAACUUAUUGGGGAUGCUCCCCGCGUUAUCUGCAGGAACUUGAGAUGACAGGGUGCAUUCCGAAGAAUGAGUUUGAUCUUUCAGCCCUGCGGAUGGUACAAACCGGAGGCUCUCAUCUCGGUGAAGACCAAUAUCACUGGUUCUACCGUGCUUUCCCUUCAAGGGUCCACCUUACAAGCGUCACAGGGGGAACAGAUCUAGUGACAUCCUGGGUUGGAACAGACCCCGCUGGCCCGGUCUACCCAGGGGAGAUUCAGCUGCCCAUGCUUGGGCAGGAUGUGGAUAUUGCUGAUCCUCUCACUGGCGAGUCGGUCAAACAUACUGGAAAGCAUGGCGAGUUUGUCUGUCGCCAGCCUUUCCCGUCUAUGCCGGUCUUCUUCUGGGGUGAUCAAAGUGGCGCAAAGUACAAGAGCACGUAUUUCGACAAGUUUGAGAACUGCUGGGCCCAGCAUGACUGGGCAAGCUACAACCCGCAAACAAAAGGAUGGCAAAUUCAUGGAAGAAGCGACGGCGUGUUGAACCCACAGGGCAUUCGGUUUGGCUCCUCCGAUAUCUAUUCAAUCACUGAAUCUGCGCCAUUCAACUCAACGAUAUCAAAUACAUUGUGUAUCGGAAGAAGAAGACCGCAUGAUACCAACGAAGUCGUGUUCCUUUUCGUGGUCAUGCAGGUGAGCAGGCAAUUCACUGCCCAGAUUGCAGUGGAGCUCAAGGACGCAAUUCGAAAGGGACUGAGCAGUAAACAUGUUCCUCGAUUUGUCAUCGGUGUGAGAGAGAUUCCCAUGACGGUUAACGGAAAGAAGGUUGAGACGCUGGUCAAGCAGGUAGUCUCGUCCGGUAAACUGCCGGAGACUAUCAGCAGUACAGUCAUGAAUCCGGAGUGCCUCGAUCAGUUUAAGCAGUACUAUAGCGUUGAGGUGCAGGAACCCAGCAGUUCAAGGCUAUAG